UUACAAGUAUAAUUAAUGCAAUCCUUUACAAGUAUACUUAAUACAAUCCUUUACAAAAAUGCUGCAAUUCUUGGCGAAUAUUUUGAAGAUCUUGGAAGAGCAGAUGAAGCAAAGAAAUACAAGGAUAUUGCAUUACAGUUAAAGAGUGCUAUAAGAGCAGUUCUAUGGAAUGAAGAUGACUCCAUGUGGUAUGAUUACAAUUUGAAAACCAACAAGCACAAAAGGGAGUUUUAUCCAAGUAAUCUGUUCCCAUUAUAUGGUCAAGCAUAUCAUGAAACGAUUAAUGCAUCAAGAGUUCUUGAGAAUAUUGUAUCUUCUGGAGUAACUAUAUUCCCUGGUGGUCUUCCAACUUCACUUUACAACACAACAAAACAACCUCAACAGUGGGACUUCCCUAACGUUUGGCCACCCCUGGUUGAAGUAUUUGUGACUUCCAUGGAGGAAUUAAACCUAACGGAGAGCAGGGAAAUAGGCCGAGAAAUUGCUGAAAAAUACAUUAGAAAUGUUUAUGCUUCGGCACAAGAGAAUGGGACGAUGUUUGAGAAGUAUGAUUGUGAAAAGGUUGGUAAAGCAGGGAGUGGAGGAGAGUAUGGAGUACAGGAAGGGUUUGGUUGGUCCAACGGAGUAUCUAUGAGUCUACUGAACAAGUAUCCUGAUAUGAUUAGUUCUGCAUCAAGGACAAGCAGUACAAUUGUAAUCAUUACAAUCACUUUAUGCAUUUUUAAAGCUAUGUAUUGAUAGUUUGGAGUUAUGUACAUUUAAUAUUUAAAUUUGUUAAAUAAAACUAAGCAAUAUUGAAAAA
This is a messenger RNA of Eurytemora carolleeae, 802 nucleotides long. RefSeq names its product trehalase. Gene Ontology annotation, molecular function: alpha,alpha-trehalase activity. The coding region runs from base 16 to 738 and encodes 240 amino acids. The record is from RefSeq and is a predicted model, not a curated record. Lineage: Eukaryota; Metazoa; Arthropoda; Copepoda; Calanoida; Temoridae. Gene Ontology annotation, biological process: trehalose catabolic process. The transcript is spliced from 10 exons.